This is a messenger RNA of Acanthaster planci (crown-of-thorns starfish), 4810 nucleotides long. Its product is annotated as calcipressin-2-like. Gene Ontology annotation, biological process: calcium-mediated signaling. Gene Ontology annotation, molecular function: calcium-dependent protein serine/threonine phosphatase regulator activity; nucleic acid binding. NCBI's taxonomy places the organism in Eukaryota, Metazoa, Echinodermata, Asteroidea, Valvatida, Acanthasteridae. Gene Ontology annotation, cellular component: nucleus; cytoplasm. The record is from RefSeq and is a predicted model, not a curated record.
CAAUGGCGUGACCCAUGACAUCAAUCAAUGAACUUUGUGCUUCGACGAUGAUCGUUGGUCUUGACUUGUCGGACAAUAACAUAACAAUGUCAAAAGCUGUGAUUUCUCUCCUCGUAAACAACCCUGGAUUAAUAAUAUUUUGACUGAAGUGCCAAGGGCAGUCGAUAUAUAAGUCCAGUAGACCUCAGAGGUCGAUUUUGGAAAGUAUGAAAUCGGAAGACGACGAGGCAGGGUGGCGACAACCGUCGGAAAACGACAACAAACCCUCGGCGGAUGACAUCAACAUGGCGGCGGCCGUAGCUUCGUUGCAAAGGGAGCACUUGGAGUACCGCAAUACGAGUAACAAGAGCGAGGGUGGUGGGCAGUCUGCAGGCCUCUCGGCGGGGUCGAGGCGGCAGUCAACGGGCGACAUCCCUUAUGAGGACCUGCCCAGGGCGCUUAUCGCCACAAACAUCCCAGAGGUUGUUUUCACUGAUGCAGCAAAGAAGAAAGCUUUUGAGGACCUGUUCUGUGCUUUUGGAGAGAACGUCCACUUUGUCUACCUGCCCAGUUUUCGGCGAGUGCGAGUGGGCUACGAGAAUCCCGAGCAGGUUGUACGGGCCCGAAUCGGAAUGCAUCAACGAGAGAUAUGCGGGCAGCCCAUCAAGUUGUUCUUUCUACAGCCAGUGAAAUUCAACAACAGUAGCUCGACGCUGGAACUCCCGGAGCCCACGAAGCAGUAUCUCCUCUCGCCGCCGGCGUCGCCCCCGGUGGGAUGGGAACCAGUCAAGGAAUCGGAGCCAGUCAUAGACUAUGAUGUCCUGGCGGCGUUAGCAAACCUUGCGCCUGGACAAGUCCAUGAACUGCACGCCCCUGACGACAACAAGCCCGGCAUCUUCGUCCUCCCCUGCGAAGACCCGCCCCAGAAGGGACCCAAGAUGAAAAUUCAGCACACUAGGAGGCCGGAGCCCAGCUAGUCAGCCACCCUGCCCCCCAGCCUACUUGGCAAUGUCAGGUUUUAAUUGUUCGUUUCCGAUAACACAGAACCCCCCCUUCCAGCACUGGAUAACACCCCUUGCCCUCUUAGCUGACAACAAACUCAUGAAGGCUCAUCCGAUUUUUGGCGUCAUUUUUGGGAGCACACAAAACAUGCUCUUUUCCCUCAACACCUGAGGGCCGAUCACCAUUGUUGAAAAAGCAUACGCUGCCUGUUAACUUCGGCAUACAUUUUUGUACGCUUUGUAAAAUGACAGGGAAAACAUGGCUACGGAUGUGCACUCGGAUAAAUUUGCCACACGCGUUGAUAAACACAUAAGAGGUAGAGAUGAGGAUUGUUUUAAUGAAUUAUCUGGACAGAAAAAACUAAAUCAUUCUUUUUUUUUCCUGCCAAGAAAGUACCCCCUUUUGGCUGCGAUGGCAUCAGCUAAAAUAGUGACAUGCCUCCUGGAAAUCUGGUCGAAAAUGUGCAAUACUUGUCUCCAAGCAGCAAAUAAUUUUGCUUCAAAGGGGUACUUCUUGUGAGUGGAGCUUCAGGAAUAUUUUUCUGAUCGCAGUUCCUGUUAAUUUACAAGAAUACUUCUCUGUUUCAACUCCAACAGAGAUGACGUUACAACUGCAUGACCACAAGGGCUGGACUAUCGCAAACAAAAAUUGAGUUUGUAACCAUGAAAUUUUCAUGCUGAGAUGCAAAUAUCGGUGCGACUUUUACGUUGCUGAAGUCAUCCUCUGAGAAAUUGAUUUCAGAGUAAAAAAUCACAUGGUUCCUAACACUACCAGACUAGAAUUGUAUUCUUUUCGCAUCAUGCCUCGUUAACACCCAUCUCCAUCCGUCCUUAGCCAACAUACCUUUCAUGGAUUGCUUACCCUUUUUUUUUGUCUAAUAAUCACAACCUGAAAUAAAAAUGUGACCGAAAAAUGUCUUGUUUAAAUGCAUCAUGUAAUUAUUUGAAGUCAUAAAGCAAAAUGCGGAAGAGAAAUCUUUGUUUUGGGGUUUUUUUUUCUAAAUAUUGGUGUUUAUAAAUUCACAGUGUUGUUAUUAUUUGGGGUCACUGUGGUCGUGUGUAGAUUGAGGAUUUUCUUCAUCUUGAAAUAUUCUCAUCUCAUUCCCUCCAAGUCUGUGCCAUAUUUUAAUCAUCUACUCUCCAGUGUGUCUGUCGGCUGCCAUAUUAUUUUUGAUAUUCAUAAUUUGUACAGUUUGGUUUGUCUGUGACUGUUGAACAGAGUUGCGUAACUAGAACUGGUGACAAAUGUGCUUCAGAGUUUCAGUAAUUUAGGUUUUACUGUCUUGUGAGAAAGCCAUGUGUUGUACCUCAAGGGCUUGAAAACAAAUCUGUGUACAGAAGGGAUAAACAUUUUGUUGUUAUUUUCACUGCAAAGUUUUCAUAUCACAACCGAGAUUUUGUGAGUUCUGGCACUGUAUUCCAUAGGCUGUGACGGAAUUUAUCAUUUUUGAGAGGUACUAUUUAUUUUAUCUAGGCAUUACAAUUAGUACUUAAAUUCAGGAUGUGAAGCAGCGUGAUUUGAGAUUUUGGUCUGACGAUAAGUGUCAGAGAUACUGUAGUGUAUCUGUCAAAACAAAAGAUGUGGGAUGCUUUAUUCACCCAAAAAUGCCAUUUCCAUGGCAUGAGGGCGUGAGUGAGUACGUUCAUGGGCCCCCAGGGGACACUGUUGCUAGGUAGCAGAGCGCCCUCUUUAUCCAUGCUCAUAGCCAAUACACAUACUUAUAAUGCUACUCAGCUGCCGUGUCACGUAAAACAAAUACCCAGAUGGUACUUCUGUUUACAUGUAGAUAAUUCUCGCACGUUUUUAAACAAAUUGAAAGACCAAAUUGAUAGUUGACUCACAUUUACUGAAUGUUUUUCUACAUUGGUGUGAUUUCUGUGCAUUGGACAUUUUCUUCAUGGAAAUGGGCACUUUUGUCUGUCCCUCAAAACAUGUUAUUGUUUACUUGUUCUCUCUUAUCCUGUAAACCGAGACAGGGGCUCCACUUUUAAAAGGGUUAUUUUGUACUUAUUUUUAUGAUACAAAACAAAGUGUGGGUGAAUUUUGUCCUAUCACCUGAUCACCAAACACAGGAGCACAGUGCUGUAUACCAUGGUUCAUAAAUGGUUUAUGGCACAUUGGACACACUUUCUUGCAGGGAGAUGUUGAUUUUAAUGCGAGGUUGGGUUGACGUGUCAACUGACAACACGGCAUAGCCACCCUGACCAGAAGAACCCCCUCAACGUCAGAGAUGAGACGGGCUGGCAGGGAAAGAUUUCUGCCUGGCACACAACGUGCACACAAAGCAAUACAUUUCAACAGAAAGUGGUUGCAUGCGCACAGCAUAGCCCCACACCAAAGGGAUGUCGUUCCUGUGCCAUCUCACUCCUGUGCGGAGCAGAUAUGGUGCUUUUGAAUUAGGCCGAUGGAGAACACAACUCCAUCCAACCAGUUGUCAGUACACAUCAUUUCAGUGUGUUGGAAGGUUGAUAUUUUUUUGUGCUGAUGAGAUAUUCGAGUAUACAGAAACCUCAUGGGAUUUCACCCUUCACCUGAGCUUGCAUGCCCAUGGUUAUUCACACGAUAUCGUGCAACCUGUAUAAAAGUCAUCAUUCUGGUUCUGGGAAUUUUUUUUUUUUUGGAAGCAGGAAACAACAAAAGUUUUGACCAGCCUCAACAGUCCAAGGUCAUGACCAUGCCUUUAAGCAGAAAAUAAUGCUAAGUGAAACUUAUGUACACAUGUAGUAAGCAAAAAUCAGCUGGGUGGCAUUGACCCUGGAUGGCAUUUUGGUUGGUCUCUUGUUUUCUUGCUAAGCAUAUUUUCUUUGCGCAUGCUCAGCUCAGUGCGGAGCUUUACUGCAGAAAAUACAGCUUGGCAUAUUUACACGCUAAGUUAAAAAUUGACAACUGGACCGUAGCAGUGCAAAUUUGGACAUUUUGGCCGGUGGCCCUUGUUAGCUGGUAACCUUUUUGCGAAGUAAAGCUAUCCUGUAAUUUUUGCAGCCUAGAGAUUUUGGCCUGAGAUGUAAAAACUAGCAAAUCACUCAUCCACAGCCCCGUACCUUUUGACAAGAACAAGUCAAUUUCCAAGCAGUAUCUUUCUUCACGUGUGUGUAUACUGUGGUAAAAGUAACUAAGAGGAAGACAUCGUCAUUGAGUUGCACAGCUCAGUAGAAAUAAUCAUCAAACACUGCUGAAAUAACCGUGUUGUUGAUGGGAGCAUCUGCAUGAACAGUAAUAUGACAUCACUGUUGCGUGAGUCUUGGCACCAGACCGUGUGUAGACAGCAUUUUGAAGGGGGAGGGGGCUAAAAGGUCAGCACAGGGUCAAAUAAAACACCUGCCAAGUCAUAUGGCCUGUAGUGGGUAUCAAACAUAAAAAAACAUGGCAUCCUGCCAUAGCAAAGUGUGUUUUGAGUGUUGUUUUGAGUGUUGUCGGUUUUGUACUCAGCACAUUAGAAGUCUGAGUAAGUUAGAGACCGUCUUUAGUUCUGGUAAAUAGCACUUAAGACACCCAUUGCUAUGGGAUUACAUCAUGUUUGUUGAUGUUUGAUACCCACUAUCGGUCUCGUGGCUUUUGUGCUUGCAAUCGGUCAAUAGGAGAAUCUGUGGAAUCUGCGAAAGGAAUUAUUAAAACUUGACAGCGGAACAAACUGGAGAAGUUUGGCCGUAGGAUUAGAUUUCACGUCUUAAAUCAACUUUAAAUUUAGGCACCUGUUUGAUUUUCAAACCACUUGACGUUUUAAAGAAUGUGGGUUAUCAUUUUUGAAAGCAAUGAUUGUACAUGUGAUUUAUUUAUUAUUUAUAUAUAAUAUGAUAAUGUACCGAAUAAACUGUCAUGUAAAUGUUAA